CCCUCGACAAGCAGGGAAAGCCCCGGAGCCUACAUUCCUACUCCCUUGUGCUAGCUUCACUGGGCAUGGGAGAAGUAACUUAGCUUACAACUUAAGCAAAGCCUGUGGGAGGUUCCUGAGCUCAGCUUGAAGAGAAAGGGGAUAUUUUUUGCCUUCUAGAGGAAGAAAACUCAUUUUCCCAAUGCACCUCCACUCCCUCCUCCUGUACGGAGGAGCUUAAUUUUCUUCCCCUCCUAAUGAAGACGGAUCAAAGCCAAGCUAUAUAUUCGAGGGGGAGCCAGGCAGGGGAGCUGAGUGAAGGGGCGAGGGGGCAGAGACAGAGCUUCUCUCAUGGAGAGGAAGUAAUUAAUUUUAAGAGAGAGCAAAGGUAGGGAGGCCCUUGGUAACAGAAUGUCAAACUCCAAAUGCAGGUGGCUAAAAAUUAAGUCGGAGCACGGAGGGUUUCUUUUGUUCGUUCAUUCAUUUGCUCGUUGGUCCAACAAAUAUUUAUUAGGCGCCUACUGUGCACAGGCAGAGACCUCAAGCUGGCACCAGAGGAGGGCCCAGAUUCCCACAACCAUAGCAGGGCUCAAAUAAUUAGGCUGGGCCAGAGAGAGGUGGGAUCUGGCAACCGAAGGCUCUUGUCACCAUUUGCAAAAGUACCGCUAAAUGGUUGAAUAUAUUGACCGUUUGGAUUUAGGAUUAGUUGCCUCAACAUCAGUAGCUGUUGAACCCAGCUCUCGCCAGCCGGCUUGUCUUGUCACAGUUAAAUAAUAAUGUUGUCUGCUCGCUUUUGCAUUCAUUGAUUGCACGGUUCUCUGAGCUGUGACCUCGAUCCAAAAAAUUAGAUGCGCCCUCCCCUUUCAGUGUCUGUUGUGACAUCACAGAAUUGCCAUAACAACAGACUAUGAUGUCAACGGACUGCCUGGUGCUGCGAUAAGGGACCACGCUGCUCAGAAGGGAUUCUGUCAUCCGAAGGCAGAAAUGGAAUAAUAUGGAAAGCCAGAGGAACUGAAAUUUGAUAUCAAAAAAGAACAAGUUGGCAGCAUAAGCUGACAGCGGGUCUGGAGCCUCCCUUGCUGGAGCCCUUUGUGAAGAGCCAGGGCACUUAAUGAGAUUGAUUGCAGAGUGAGCUUGCCUGGAGGCAGGGGGUUGGAAGAGAUGACCUUCAGAAGGCCCUUGCAGUCCCAGGACCCUGAGACACCGAGGGCAUUAGGGAAAGGGGAGAUCUGACUGUCUUCAGCCCCCGGAGAGUUCAGGGAACUUCAAGGCGAUGCAAACCUCCUUUGCCCCUGAGCAGAUCCAACAGUCGCCAGCUGGGAUUUAUCAUAUGGCAUCUGGGAAGAUUUUCAGAAGUAAACACACGGUGACCCCCUCUGAGCCCUGUUUGCUGCCCUCUUCCUCACAAGCUUUGGGAGGAAGCUUUCCUUCCAGUUCACCAGAGCAAAGAAGCCAGGUCCUUGCCACCAGCUCUGGCUCCCCGUGCCCCUCAGCUGGACCCCAAGCGGAGGGCAAGCCAGGCAGGGCUGGGUCCUAAGAGAGCACGUUGGGGGGGGGGGGGCGUUUGCUGGGCAGAAGCCCCCCUCGCUGUGCCCUGUCUGCGCCGAAGUCUGGGAAACUUAAUCUCAGCUUCUAGGCAGUGGCAGCAGCCGAGCCUGGAGCUUCUUCUAACCCUCGUGCCUGCGGGAUCAGAAGGGUCUCUGCGAGGCACGUGGAUUUCAGCCCAAGGGCCUGCGUUCGGGGCUGGGGGUCGGGAGGCAGGAAAGACCGUCUUCCUGCAGGCCACGCAGAUGGGAGUGUGGCCCCAGACGGCUCCGCCCGCCCGGCCACUCUGUGUCCUUAGCUCAGGGAGGUCGGACUACCUGGAACUUGUACACCUGCUCGGCGCCCGCCCGCCUCUGUUUCAGCGUUUUCUCCUCGGGGACCUGGACCGGGAGGAUAUCAUCCCUGCUCAUUUAUUCUGCCUCCAGCACUCAGACAGCAGCAUUCGGGCUGGAUGCUAGGAAGCCACGGGCCCCCCAGGGCACCUGGGCACCCCCUGCCACCACCCGGGGAGAGCCCCUCCCCCUCGCCUGGUGCCGGAGCCGGGAGGAGGGGGAGCCAGCCGCGCCUGCCUCGCGCCCUGAGCUGGCCACCGGGACCCGGAGGACUUACUUCUCAGAGGGAUGGUAGGAGCAGGGUGGCUGGCAGGUCCUCUGAGGCUGCCGAACAGGGGACAGAGCUGCCAAAAGGAUGUUGAAGUUUCGGGCUGAUCGGCGGGUCAGCCACAAUGAAAGACGGAACACAUUUCUGCACCCAGUGACUGGCCAGGUCCCAGAAGAAAACAAAAAAUUUAACUUGAAAACAUCGGCCUUGGACAUGUCCAAUAAAGCAGGUGGAAAACGCCCGGCUAUCACCAACAGCGACACAUCCAACCACAACAUGGUGUCCGAGGUCCCCCCAGAGCGGCCCAGCGUCCGGGCAACCCGAACAUCCCGCAAAGCCAUCGCUUUUGGGAAGCGCUCACACUCCAUGAAGCGGAACCUCAAUGCACCUGUCACCAAGGCGGGCUGGCUCUUCAAGCAGGCCAGCUCCGGGGUCAAGCAGUGGAACAAGCGCUGGUUCGUCCUGGUGGAUCGCUGUCUCUUCUACUAUAAAGAUGAGAAGGAGGAGAGCAUCCUGGGUAGCAUCCCGCUCCUGAGCUUCCGGGUGGCGGCAGUGCAGCCUUCGGACAACAUCAGCCGAAAACACACCUUUAAGGUGACCACGUGCUGGGUAGAUGAGGCCGGGGCCAGUUCCACGCACUGCCUCUCCCCACAGGCUGAGCACGCUGGGGUCCGCACCUACUUCUUCAGUGCCGAGAGCCCCGAGGAACAGGAGGCCUGGAUCCAGGCCAUGGGGGAGGCUGCCCGAGUACAGAUCCCCCCAGCCCAGAAGUCGGUGCCCCAAGCUGUGCGUCACAGUCUACCACCCCCUGCCCAGCUCGCUGCUGGGCUGGAGUCACUUACAACAUCUCCCUUGGCAUCCUGCAGCCAUGAGAAGCCAGACUCAGAGAACAUCCCUCCUAGCAAACACCACCACCAGCCGUCCCACAACAGCCUCCCCAAGCCCGAGCCAGAGGCCAAGACUCGAGGGGAGGGUGACGGCCGGGGCUGCGAGAAGGCAGAGCGGAAGCCCGAGAGGCCUGAAGUCAAGAGCGAGCCUCUGGUGAAAGCCAAUGGCAUCCAAGCCGGACCGGAACCAUCCUCGGAGCCGGGCAGCCCUUACCCCGAGGGCCCAAGGGUCCCAGGGGGAGGAGACCGGCCCGCCCAGCCCAAUGGCUGGCAGUAUAGCUCCCCGAGCCGGCCGGGGAGCACAGCUUUCCCGCCUCCGGACUCAGAGAGUGGGGGGCACCAGCGGAACUUCCCCCCACGUGCCAACCCCGACAAGAUUGCCCAGCGCAAGAGCUCCAUGAACCAGCUGCAACAGUGGGUGAACCUGCGCCGGGGGGUGGCGCCCCCUGAAGAUCUCCGGAGUCCCUCUAGGUUCUACCCCGUGUCCCGCAGGGUCCCUGAGUAUUAUGGCCCCUACUCCUCCCAGUACCCUGAUGAUUACCAGUACUACCCACCAGGGGUGCGGCCCGACAGCAUCUGCUCAAUGCCAGCCUAUGAUCGGAUCAGCCCACCCUGGGCCUUGGAGGACAAGCGUCACUCCUUCCGCAAUGGAGGCGGCCCUGCCUUCCAGCUUCGGGAGUGGAAGGAUCCUCCGGGCUACGGGCGGCAGGAUGGCACCAUCUGGCUCCCCGGCCCCUCCCCCUCCCGGCAGCCGGUCUAUUAUGAUGAGCUGGAUGCCACAUCCGGCUCCCUGCGCCGCCUGUCCCUGCAGCCCCGCUCCCACUCCGUGCCCCGCUCGCCCAGCCAGGGCUCCUACAGCCGCGCCCGCAUUUACUCCCCCGUCCGCUCACCCAGUGCCCGUUUUGAGCGCCUGCCACCUCGCAGCGAGGACAUCUAUGCUGACCCCGCUGCCUAUGUGAUGAGGCGAUCCGUCAGCUCCCCCAAGUAUGAUUACCUGGGAGACAGGCGGCCAGUCCCUGCAGGACUGUUCCCCUACAACUACCCACCAUCCCCCACGGCCCACGAUAAGAUGGAUGAACUUUUAGACCUUCAGUUGCAAAGAAACCUAGAGUAUUUGGAUCAGCAGGUCCCUCCGUACCCAGAAGUGUUCCGGGACGGCCUCCACACCUACAAGUUAAACGAGCAGGAUACAGAUAAGCUGCUGGGCAAACUGUGUGAACAGAACAAGGUGGUGAGGGAGCAGGACCGGCUAGUGCAGCAGCUCCGAGCUGAGAAGGAGAGCCUGGAAAGUGCCUUGAUGGGGACCCACCAGGAACUGGAGAUGUUUGGAAACCAGCCCGCCUACCCGGAGAAACUGCUGCGCAAAAAAGAGUCCCUGCAGAACCAGCUCAUCAACAUUCGGGUGGAGCUGUCACAGGCGACCACGGCCCUGACGAACAGCACCAUAGAGUAUGAGAACCUUGAAUCCGAGGUCUCUGCCCUGCACGACGACCUCUGGGAGCAGCUCAAUUUGGACGUCCAGAAUGAGGUACUCAACCGGCAAAUCCAGAAGGAAAUCUGGAGGAUCCAGGACGUGAUGGAGGGGCUGAGGAAAAACAACCCGUCCCGGGGCACGGACACGGCCAAGCACAGAGGAGGCCUUGGCCCCACCACCACCUACAGCUCCAAUAGCCCCGCCAGCCCUCUCAGCUCUGCCAGUCUCACCAGCCCCCUGAGCCCCUUUUCACUGGUGUCCGGCUCACAGGGGUCCCCCACGAAGCCCGGAUCCAGUGAGGAGCCCGGCCCGCCGCGGCCCCCCCUUCCCAAAGCCUACGUCCCCCUGGAGUCUCCUCCAAACGUGCCUCCACUCCCUAGCGAGAGCCGCUUUUGGCCGUACCCCAGCUCCCCUUCCUGGCACCGCCGUGGCGAGCCAGCCAGGGGUCAGCCCAAAGCAAGCUAUGAGCAAAGCAAGAAAGACCCCCACCAGACGUCACCCCUGGACACCGCCAGAGACAUCAACCUGGUGCCCACCAGGCAAGAGGCGGAGGCAGAGAAGCAGACAGCUCUCAACAAAGUUGGCAUUGUGCCCCCUCGGACGAAGUCGCCCACCGAUGAAGAGGUAACCCCGUCAAGGGUGGUGAGGAGGAGUGCCGAUGGGCUCACCAACGGACUCUCCUCCCGGCAGGAGCGCCCCAAGAGUGCCGUGUUCCCUGGCGAGGGCAAGGUCAAGAUGAGUGUGGAGGAGCAGAUCGACCGCAUGCGGAGGCACCAGAGCGGUUCUAUGAAGGAGAAGCGAAGGAGCCUGCAGCUCCCGGCCAGUCCGGCCCCCGACCCUGCUACGCGGCCCGCCUACAAAGUGGUGCGCCGUCACCGCAGCAUCCACGAGGUGGACAUCUCCAACCUGGAGGCGGCCCUGCGGGCAGAGGAGCCUGGCGGGCAGGCCUACGAGACGCCGAGGGAGGAGAUCGCCCGGCUCCGCAAAAUGGAGCUGGAGCCCCAGCACUAUGACGUGGACAUCAGUAAGGAGCUGUCCACGCCGGACAAAGUCCUCAUCCCUGAACGGUACAUUGACCUGGAGCCCGAUACUCCCCUGAGCCCCGAGGAGUUGAAGGAAAAGCAGAAGAAGGUGGAGAGGAUCAAGACGCUCAUUGCCAAGUCCAGUAUGCAGAACGUGGUGCCCGUCGGCGAGGGGGACCUUGUGGACGUGCCCCAGGACUCAGAGAGCCAGCUGCAGGAGCAGGAGAAGCGGAUUGAAAUCUCCUGUGCCCUGGCGACCGAGGCCUCCCGCAGGGGCCGCAUGCUGUCUGUGCAAUGUGCCACCCCAAGCCCUCCCACCUCCCCUGCUUCCCCGACUCCACCAGCCAACCCCCUAUCGUCUGAAUCCCCACGGGGCACCGACAGCAGCCAUACCAUGCGGGUCUGAGCUCUGACUGCAAGCCCUGGCCGAGGCCAACGCCGUGAAGCUGCACAGAGCCACGUUCUGAAGGCCGCCUCUGCCCCCCCGAGGUCCUGGUCCCCCACCCCGGCCCCCCCGCGCCUGCGCUCCCGUGGGAAUGCUGCAGGGAGCCAGGCUGGGGGCCGGGGUUGCCGCCGAGAGGAUGCCUCAGUGUCCACACGCCCGCCACGCCCAGCCCCGAAGCCCCUCGCUACUCAGAUGGUGGUCCUCGGCCAGGGCCUGAGAGGGCGGGCAGGGAGCACCCUCCUGUCUGGUGCCCAAGUCACAGGGAGCUAGGCCUGGCCCUGCCCGGGCUGGUGAUGGUCUUACUGGAACAUUUCCUGAUGAAGAGGAUGCCCUGGUGGGAGAGACGCCCUGGGCCGUCUUAGGUUAGGACUAGGGGAAGAUGGACACUCUGCCUCUUCUGGGCCCUCUUGACACCGAGGACGGCACCUGCCAUCAUGUCCUUCCCCCAUCAGCCCCACCCUACUGCCCCGGCUGCACCCAAGGCUUUGACACAUCUCUGCUUAUGGGUGCUCCUUUGGGGUCCAGUGGAGACUGACCACCCUGCUUGAGCCAAAGACAAGAUGACAAGACAUGGGGAGAGGCUCCUCGGCUCCCGGAGGGGACGGUGCUGGCUGUGGGUAGAGAGCAGCACGCAGGUCUGUGCAGCGUCUGAGGGCAGGUUGAGAAGGGGUAGAAGAGAGAAAGGGAGAGUUGGAGGCGAGUGGGAGGGAGGACAAGGAAGCAGCAGGAAUCGUUUGCAAGAAAAAGGACAAGGCAGAGAUGCAAAGAGGGGGUAUGGGAUUGGUUUCCCCAGGAUGGAGCCUUAGCUUCGUGCCAAGUACAGUGCCGGACUGUCAGCUCCGCUCCUCCACCGGGUGCCCCAGAUCCGCGGGCUGCCCGCACACUGGCUCCCGGAGGACCCACCAGCAAGCACGUGGGGGCCUGAGGCCGUGGGGACGAAGGUGUGGGGAUGCUGGUGUGGGUGAGCAGGUUGGAAGAUGGCUCUUUCUUAGGUCUGGGCCUAGCGUCUGCCUCCCCCUACUAGGCUCAGGGUCCGAGAGAAGGACCUGUCUUCUGUAGGGUGUAGUCAGCCUUGGGGCCUUUCCUAACCUUGUUCGGGACAUUUCCUUGUCCCCCUUCCCCUUGGAAUGGGCUGUGGGCCAGCUGAGCGAGUGCCCUGGAGAGGUAGCACAGCCUUAAUCUGGGAGGCCAGAUUCUAGGACCCCACCCCGCAUUCCAGGCGUCUGGAUGAGGCUGUAUGGAAGGACUCCCUUCCGGCCUGGCUGUCUCACAGUCCACCUACCCGGGGAGGCCAGUGGAGGAGACACAGAAGCAAAGCUCAUUCUUCCUCCUCUGCGGCUCGUCUUCGAGGACCGUAGCCAGAGAGGAGGGAGGGGAGAGAGUGAAGCUGGAAAAACCUCGGCCCCUGGGCCUUCUCUCUGCCAGAGCUGAUGCCCGGAGACUUCCCGAGAACGACUACUUUAUCUGCCGCCAACUCUUCUCCACCCCUUCACGGCUGGGACAGUUACUGGUUCAUAUGCAAGUAAAGAUGGCAGUUGAUUCAACAAAUAUUUAUCAAGCACCUUUUAUGUACCAGGCACUGUUCUAGGUGCUUAGGAUAUUCUCGUGCUUCUGCGGGAUUGCAGGCUGGGGAAUUUCACUUCACUUUUAGCAGAGGUGUUGACCGUGACCUUUGGCUACAGUUCCCAUCUUUAGCACAGCUCGAGCACCCCAAACCUGUUUUUUUUCCCCUCCCCUACACACUGGUGGGCGGGAUUGGCCCUCUCCCUCUUUCCGGCACCUUUCUCCACCCACAAGAAAUGGCUCUUUGGGGGCCUUCCAUGCCUUCUCCUUUCUUUGUCCGUCUCUCCUUUUUUAAAGUGGUAUUUUUAGAACUACAUGUAAAAUACCAAGGAUUAACGCCUGCCACCUCGCUCUCACCUCCCGUUUCAUAAAGCUGGCUCUUUAUGUUGCUUUACAUGCCUUAAUAUAUGUUUUAUGAAGAUUAUACAUAUUAUAGAUAUAUACAUAAUAUAUAUAUUUGUUUGGAUGUCUGGUCCUUUCCCAGAACUCCUGCCCAGGCCCAUUUUCUCCCCUUCACUUUCCACACCAUUCCUACCUAGCACGUUGUGGCCACACCCCAUGCCUUUUGAUCCAAAGAAGGGGAGAGGACAGACUUAUUUUAAGACAGAUCUAUUUUACGCUUUUAUUAUAAAAGCAAAUCUAUUUUCAAAAUGUGCAAUGUCUGAAUGGAAUUGGCCAAUGGUAGGAGGAGACUGGGGCAGCUGCCUCUAGGUCCGACCCUGUGU
Molecule: messenger RNA, 8240 nt
Organism: Panthera uncia (snow leopard)
Lineage: Eukaryota; Metazoa; Chordata; Mammalia; Carnivora; Felidae
Gene: PLEKHA6
Product: pleckstrin homology domain containing A6
Exons: 26
Coding region: 2212-5913 (1233 amino acids)
Source: RefSeq, a predicted model, not a curated record